AUGUUUGGCGGAAAAAAGAAAGCUUUGGAUAAGGAGAUGCAGAGCAUGAGCAAGGAGGAACAAAUGGUACUAAAAGGUAUGAUGCAGUGCAUGGAAAAAGGCAUGAAAAAGGCAUGUAAGACAGGAGCCGAGCAGAGGCUCAAAGAAGAAAAAGAUCUUGAACAUCAGUGUGCCCAAUUGGCUAAAAAAGAUAAAAUCAGAAAGUUGUUGGGACAGUGUAAGAAGCAAAAGGCCGAGCAUCAGGAAUCUGGCAAAUCAAAAGCAGCCUCUUGCAAACAAUCCUUGAAAAAAUCGCCGAAAGAUGCUUCCAAAAAAGAGAAAAAUGACGAUGCGGAACCGACCGAAAAAUCGGACAGUCCAAAAGAGCAAUACUUACUGAAACUAAAGAAAUGCAUUCGCAAAGAGUGGGCCGAUAUCUGUGAGACUCGUAAAAGCCUAACAAAAGAAGAGCAGGAAAAGCUUACACUUUCUCACAAGUGCUUUGCCGCUCAAAUAAAGGAUAUGUGCAAAAUAAAGGUAUUGAACGAGAUGUGUGGCACAUCUGCAGAACCAAACUCGGAAUGUAAGCUCGAUAAAAAACAGCAGGAUGAUCAAGGAGAUCGAGCGCAGCAGAACGAGUGUAAACAGACAGCUGAAAAUACGGAGGCUCAAAAGAAAAAGACAGACGCGGGGGAUCCUAAGAAACCGUGUGAGAACAUGCCUAAAAAAAAUCAGAAUGACGAUAAGGCUCAAAAAAAAAAACCAGAGAAACAGAUUAAAACAGAGGAAGCUAAGAAAAUAAAGUGCGAGGCAGAGGCUCAACAGAAACAGCAAGGCGAGUGUAUGGGGGAAGCUUUUCAGAAUCAAUCUAAGGGGGCAGAUAAAACGGAAAAAUCAAGGUGA
Molecule: messenger RNA, 882 nt
Organism: Drosophila virilis
Lineage: Eukaryota; Metazoa; Arthropoda; Insecta; Diptera; Drosophilidae
Product: axoneme-associated protein mst101(2)-like
Source: RefSeq, a predicted model, not a curated record